CCGACGGAGCUGAACUAUCCUCUACCGACACAUUGCUGCUGCCACUUGACGUCGGGCUGCCCCCCCCCUCGUCGUCGUCGUCGCAGCUCCCCGACUCGGUCCAAUUUUUUGUGGGGCGUCGCCACGUCGCUUGUCGUUGAGAACCUCUGCUAAGGCCGCCUGACGAGCUUGCCGAUCAGCGUCGUCCGAGAAGCCCGGCAUCAUCACAGCGCCAGGUGGAUCCCCUGUUGUAUACCAGUAUGGGGGCUAACCCUGCUGUGAACGGCCUGGCGGGCCAUGCCGCUCGGUGCCCGCUGUGCCGCGCCAGCAGGCGCGGUCUGGGCGACCCCAUGCCCAGCAGCAGCACCACUUUCACCUGCAUCCUGCAGUCUCAGAGGCAACGAUUUCGCUCUAGAUGGCCUGCCUGCCGCUGCUACGGCGUUGUUGUUCAUGGUGUGGGUUUAUCGCGUCUGCUGUGGUAUGCCUCGGGCCUCUCGCCUGGUCGUGACCGGUGUGUGUACGUCGGCAUCGACGCUUUCCGGGAUUUUGAAAAAAAGGCGCGCCUCUGCCGAUUAGAACCAAUGGAAAACCCGGAGGAACCGGUUCCGUGUUAUAAAUUACGAAUCGGUGAAAAAAGAACGAACGGAUCGAUAAGAACCACCCUAGUUCUAGUACGUAACGGGCCCUCGUAGUGCCGGUAUGGACCAGACCAGCAAAACUCAGUCGGUGCCCGCCCGAAGCACCGGGACUUUUCCGUCGGCACUUAUACUUUGUAUUCGACCGGCAGACUCAAAGCCUGUGUAAAAAAAAUAAUUCCACCGCACCUGGGGUGGUGGUGAAACUUGAGUCAUAAUGUAAGUUACCUAUACAGAUAGAAGAUGUUGCUGUACUUAGCACCAGUUGGUAUUACUAAUAUAAAUCAUCACUACCUAUACAGAUAGAUGUUGCUGUAAUCAGCACUAGUUGGUAUCACUGAUAUAAAUCAUCAGUGAAUAGGUUAACAUACUCGAAAGUCGCCCAGUAACCAGCCGUUUUUUUCCCCACUCACUGAAAAGACUCCACCACAUCCCGUUUGACUGUGGGUAGACUAUAUUUCGCAUGGGUAGUUUCCAGUGUGUGUAUCUAUUGUUCCUACAACUCAGGACUUCUUCCCGAGAGGCCGAUUGACCUGGCCACGUUGAGUAGGCACAUACUGCAUAACGUGCUUCUCCCACCAGGUGUUUUCAUUUCUGCUUAGAACUCAAGACAUCUCGCGCAGUUCUGUCUCGUGGUAGGUGUCAGGGAACCCCUUUACCCCACGAGGUGGACAUACAUGUGGCGGCCCACCUAGAAACAGACUUACGGGAAAAAUGGGAACGUAUCCAAAAAUGAGAAUAGGCCUUUGUUUUUAGAAAGCAAACCACGCCUUUGCAACUCCCCCCAAAAAAGUUGACAGUGCUGUAGGUCUUUACAGCAGCUUUCGAAUGAGCUGUUGCUCAAGCUGUAUGUCCUCGGCAUCGCCGAGGUAGCCAGCAUCGCGAGAAAUCAGGUCGAAACCAGCACGAAUCGCUUUUUGCGCCCGUGAG
Messenger RNA from Ectocarpus sp. CCAP 1310/34, 1544 nucleotides. The record is from the annotation of a GenBank genome assembly. NCBI's taxonomy places the organism in Eukaryota, Phaeophyceae, Ectocarpales, Ectocarpaceae.